Rotaria sp. Silwood2 is the source of this 3684-nucleotide messenger RNA. Lineage: Eukaryota; Metazoa; Rotifera; Eurotatoria; Philodinida; Philodinidae. The record is from the annotation of a GenBank genome assembly.
AUGGCUAUUCGUUUAUUUCUAGUAAAAAUUGCAGAACUCUUCGAUAAAUGCAAAGAUAAACUGACGAAACGUGUUUUAGUUUUGGGUCCUCCCGGCAUUGGAAAGACAACAUUUUGUCAAUAUAUUGCAUAUAAAUGGAGCAAAGAUGAAUUAUUUCAACAGUUUAAAUGUUUAAUUUAUAUUCGAUUAAGAAAUUUAACUUCAAAACUGUAUCCAUUACGUUCAUCAGAAUCAUACAGCUUAACUGAUAUAAUUGAACGAGAAUGUUUUCGAACCUAUCCAUUAGAAAAUCAUGAAGAAAGAAAUGUUCUCAAGCAUAUGCUUGACGAUGCAAGCAAUGUAUUAUGGCUUUUAGAUGGUUAUGAUGAAUUGCGCGUUCCUGACCAUUUGGAUUGGUUUAUGAGAGAACUCUUGGAUAAACAAAUAGAAAUUUUAACAUCACGUCCGACAACAACAGUUCCAUAUCCGUACGAUGUAUAUCUCGAAAUAACCGGAUUUACUGAUGAAAAUAUUCAUGAUUACAUUAACAAGUUUUUUAAAACAAAAUCAAAUGAAGGCACAAGAUUAAUAUCAUUUUUACAAUCGGCAUUAAAUAUAUGGGGUAUUUCACAUAUUCCAAUAACUCUAGAAAUAGUAUGUACCUUAUGGAAUGAACAUGAUAGAAAAGAAUUAGACCAAAUAACAACAAUGACUGCUUUAUAUGACGAUAUGAUGACAUGGAUUUUAAGAAAAUAUUUAUCAAAAAUAUUAGGUGAUGAAGUAACGAAUAGUAAAAGUAAUAAGACAAUCUAUAAAGAAUGUGAAACUGUACUUAUCGUUUUAGAAAAAAUUGCUUUUAGUUGUAUGAAAACCAGUAGUUUAAUGAUUGAUUAUAAAAUUAUUAGAAAAGAAGUAGAAGAUUGUAAAGGAAGUAAGAAUGAAGAUGACUUAAGAUUAAAUGUUAUAAAUGUUGGUCUAUUAGUAGCUUUAGAUAGUGAUAAAAUAAUUGAUGAAGAAAAAGAUUAUUAUUUUAUUCAUCUCAGCUUUCAAGAGUUUUUAGCUGCAAGAUAUCUAAGAAGAUGGUUAGAAAGUUAUUCUAAUGAGGCGAAAAUCUUUCUAAAAAAAUAUAAAUAUAAUCCUCAUUAUCAAUUAAUGAUGACAUUUACUGCAGGUCUUUUAACUGAAAAUUAUGUUGAAACAUUCUUUGAUUUAAUUGAAGAUGAACCACAAGAUCUUGUUGGUGUCAGACAUUUGAUAGUCUUGAUAGGAUGUUUAGAAGAAAUUAAUAGAAAAGAACAUCGAAAACUUGCAGACAGAAUAUUAGAUCAUAUUGGUCGAUAUUUAGAAACGUUAAUAAACUAUUUGUCUCAACCGAAUUUACACAUAGAUGAAAAUGUUUAUCGUUUGUUAGGAAGAAGUUAUGGUAUUUUAUGUGAAAAAAUAAUUGAAAAUAUUUUUUUGAAACAUUUCAUUGAUAAUGAUAAUCUGAAAUACAGAGCACUAUUUACUAUCGAUAACCUUAAAAAUUGUUCUCCUAAUGUAUUAAUUAAAGCAUUUUCUAUGCUAGAAGACCCAUACUCAUUGACCGUAUGUGGCACAAUUUGCAAUCUAAUCGCCAGUUCAACAAGUGUUAAUAUCAUUCGAGAAUUUGUGCGUAGUACCGAUAAGAAAUGGGAAGAACAGUUUAUUUCUGCUAUUGGCUGGUGGAUAGAUAAUAUUAUAGAUUCUAUGCCCUAUUCUUUAGAAGAAGCAGCAAAAGCAAUGAAUCAACUUUCAGAAAUUCCUUCUGUAGACAUCGCUAAUAUGAUAUGCAAACUUACAAUUAUACUUUGUAAGAGAAAUUUUAGACAGUUCAAUGUAUUCAAAAGGUCUAUUAUUCGUGGAGAUGCAUUUACAUUCGACCCUUCAAUACUAAAUAGUCUUAAUGAAACAUUAAAGAACUUAUUUGAAAAUUUUCUUUUAAAGUUUUUGCGUUCUGAAGAUCCCGAAUUGGCCUUAGAAGCAGCUCUUCUAUUGAAAAUAGUGACCAUAUAUAUUAACCCUGAUGGUCAAAAUCAAAGUUACAUAUUUAAUUGUUACGAUCAUAUUGACGAAACUACAUUGCUCUCUCAAAUUAUUAAUGUAGAAGAAGAUCAAAUUAGAGAGGCUUUGUAUAUUUUUCUAAGCUUUCAGAUUAAGCGAGAUGGUGUGAAAAGCGAAAUAUUUCAAUUGUUUAAUGAAAAAUUUCUUGAACAAGAAAGAUUAUCAUCAUCAAAAAUAAGUUUAGCAUUGUUAAUUGGUGAUUGCAUAUGCAAAACUAAAGAUUAUUUGAACGUGAUAGAUACAGAGACUAUUGAUCAACUAUUAAAUGUUUAUAUUGAAAUAUUAGAUCAUCUAGAAAAUUUUGAUCUAUUUCAUCUAAAACAAAAAUAUGCUCUCUUAAAAUACUUUGAUAUAUUGAAAAAUAAGACCAAGCAACAAGAAAAAGUUUUAUUCAAAAUACGAGAUAUUAUUCGUAAUGAAUCGGACAAAUAUAUUGUUCUGGAAGCUAUAACUAUACUUCCUAGUUUAGAAGAAAAAAGAAUAUUUGAAUAUGAGACAAUGAAUAUGCUCUUAGGUAAAUCCCACUGGUGUUUUUACUAUCAGGGCGAAACAGUACAUAUAGAUUUGAUUAAGAACUUUUUUGAAAAAAUGGAAAAUGAUGUUGACUUAACAUCUAUUGAAGAUGUUAUUAUUAACAUGAAAGAUACAAAGGCUAUCCAUGAUGCUGCUAAUGUUUUAUAUAAAUUAAAUAGAGUUACUGACAAUUUUCUACAUCGAUUGUUGCAAAUUUUGCGAAGUAAUCAAAGCGACGAGAAAAAAACUUUGAUUAUCAAAACAUUAGAAAUAUUCGAAGAAACUGCUGCUGGUUUAGAUAUUGCAGAAGAAUUACUCACUAUUAUCAAACAACAUUCCAUACCACUAUACCCUAAUGAUUAUGUAGUUUUUCCUGGAUGCUGUUAUAGUUUAUUCAUUUCAAUAUGGUCCUAUACAUCAGAUCCAAAAAUAUUGCAUUGGAUAUUAAGUUUAUAUGAAGUCCCAGAGACUCGUAGUAGAGCAGCAAAAUUAUUGCAAGCUGUGGGCUCUAAAAUGAAGACUUCUGAUAUUUUAGAGCAAUUUAUUAAACAUAUGAAAAGUAAUUUUACGAAUGAGAGUGCAUAUGCAUUUUGCUAUUUUUGUUGGAAUUUACAUUCCGCUAAAAAUUUAAAUAGAUUAUUUGAAAUUGCAAAGAAUGAUGAUAAUGUUAAUAUGAAAGAAUUGGUAAAGAGCGAAUUAUUUGGACUUUUCAGUGAAAAGUCAUUUCAGUUUUCCCUGCUAGAUUAUGAUAGUGUAGCCUUAAACAUUGAUCCUGAUUCUAUAUCGUAUUUCGAUGAUGAAGCUAUAAAUAGUUAUAUCAAAAGUGUUGCUAUAAAGAGAGCUUCACCCUAUGAUUUAUGUAGAGUUUAUGUACAAACGGAGAACACUCAAUUUAUUGAUCAUAUUUAUCGAAAUGCGAAAGCUAAUUCUAUUGCUAUUACAUAUGAUAUAGACAAUAGAUGUAUUGUACUACAUGAAAAUAAUAAGAAAAACGAGAUUCAAGUAGAAGAUGAAAGUUUAGUAAGGAUAUUAAUGAAACGACUCUACACAUUAAGAAGCAAAUGCUUUGGACGAGCUCCAUCUGAUGAUAUGAGUGCUGUCGAAGUGUAA